ACUCGUAAAGAUGUCCGGCCAGGAUGACCCAGUUCAAAGAGAAAUCCACCAGGAUUGGGCAAAUCGCGAGUAUAUAGAAGUGAAUUCAUUUGAUAUGUCCUGUCGGUCCCGGUUAGCCACUCUUAAUGAGAAGAGGCUAACUGCCUUGGAGAGGAGGAUUGAAUACAUUGAGGCAUGGGUUACUAAAGGCGAAACCUUGACCUAGCUCCCGUGUAGCUCAGUUGGUAGAGCAUGGCGUUUGCAAUGCCAGAGUUGUGGGUUCGUUUCCC
Molecule: messenger RNA, 269 nt
Organism: Coregonus clupeaformis (lake whitefish)
Lineage: Eukaryota; Metazoa; Chordata; Actinopteri; Salmoniformes; Salmonidae
Product: probable protein BRICK1
Exons: 2
Coding region: 11-205 (64 amino acids)
Biological process (GO): regulation of actin polymerization or depolymerization; cell motility; actin filament organization
Cellular component (GO): SCAR complex
Molecular function (GO): protein-containing complex binding
Source: RefSeq, a predicted model, not a curated record